Molecule: messenger RNA, 396 nt
Organism: Hydatigera taeniaeformis
Lineage: Eukaryota; Metazoa; Platyhelminthes; Cestoda; Cyclophyllidea; Taeniidae
Source: the annotation of a GenBank genome assembly
GAGUACUGGGAUUUAAUCGCAAUUUUAUUUACACCAGGUACGACUCAAUGUCGAUUUCUCGUCAAAAUAUUGCUGCAAGUACUAUCGGUCUUCUCUGAAGAAUCGGUGCCCUUCUUUGGUCCAACAAUACCUACCUCUCGAGAAUUCACCGACCAUGAAGAACUACGGCACUUUCUGCUUGUGAAACGUGAGUGUUUUGCCUUUGUCAGAGGCAAAUUUCACAGAUUUUUCAUAGCGGAUAAAAGAUUAACCAGAGACUCAUUAGUUGGCAUCAGCUACUUGCUCAGUUCUGAAGCCCAAUUAUUUUCUUCGCUAAAACGGAAUUUUGGUGGAACAUUAAUGGAGGUUGUAAAGUGGCUGCUGAUAGUGACAAAAGUUACAUUUGAAGAGCUAUAG